UCGUUCCCGCACACAGUGCACUGUAGGCUUUUGUGCCAAAGUCAUAUUAACCCCUUGAUUAGUUAAUAUGCAGCGCACGACGUUGCCCACGCACGAUGAAUAUUCAUAUCAGUGGCGCUUUCGCCGCCGUCUCUCCACCCCUCCCUCCCUCUCUCUCUCUCUCUCUCUCUCUCCCCCCCCCCGUCCCCCCGCCGUAAAACCGAUGGCGGCAUCCUGGAAGACAUUUUCACAGUUGUUCCCACAAACACAAACUGUUUGGUUCCUUCUCGUGUCUGUGUCGCUCGCUGCCGCUGACUCAAUGGCAGAUCAGACUCAGCUGCCGAGCAGAGACCGCGCUCUGAAAGGAAGGGAGGAGAAAAUGGUCGUGGCAGACAAACAUGCAGCCAAUGGGAAUCCCACUGUGGAGCCUUUUCCAGAAGGCAUGGAGACCAUCAUGCUUGGUUUAGGCUGUUUCUGGGGAGCGGAGAGACUUUUCUGGCGGCUUCCAGGUGUCUACACCACACAGGUGGGCUUUGCCGGCGGCUUUACACCCAACCCCAAUUACCACGAGGUCUGCUCAGGUCUGACGGGUCACGCCGAGGUGGUGAGGGUGGUCUUCUCCCCUGAAGACGUUGGCCUCGAGGAGCUGCUCAAGCGCUUUUGGGAAAGCCAUGAUCCUACACAAGGAAUGAGGCAGCAGAAUGACCGUGGUACUCCGUAUCGUUCAGCCAUUUACACAUCCAACCCCACUCAACAGGAGCUUGCAUUGAAGAGCAAAGUAGCCUUCCAGCAGGAGCUGGAUAAGAAAGGCUACGGUAGCAUCACCACAGAGAUCCGGGAGGGGCAGCUGUUUUACUACGCUGAGGACGAUCACCAGCAGUAUCUGAAGAAGGUCCCUAAUGGCUAUUGUAACCUCAAAGGAACCGGAGUCUCUUGUCCCAUUGGAGCCAGGAAGGAGGAACUGUGAGGGAUGUGGGGUGAGAAAGAAAAGGAUGAGGAUUUUUGAAGGCUGUUAUUUGGGCCUUGACUAAUCCUAAUCUUUUCCUUUUGAUACACUGGUUAAUUAUAUUACUCAGGGUGUGUAUUAGUAUUUUCUGACACAAUAACAUAUUAGUCAGAUUGCAAAUACAUUACAAAGCUUUAGCAAACUUUUAUAACCAAAGCUUCAAUAUGUGUAUUUGUCUGUGAGCUCUGGAGAAUGAAUAUAGUGUCAGAAUUAGCUUUAUUGGCCAAGUCUGUGUGUGCAUAUAAAAGGGAUUUUACUCCGGCCGUUGCUCUGUAUGUACAUAUGAAAUAGAAAAUAAACAGUGUAUACAAAUAGACAUACAGCUAAAAACAAGGACAACCCCCUGGACAAAGACUGAACAUAACUACUAUGUACAUAUGUACAUAUAUUCAAAAAAUACACAUCUAUAAAAACAAUAUUUGUAAACCGUAAGACAAUAAUCUGGAAUAUAAAACAACUUUCUCUGUAUAGAACCUGUGAAACACAAAGGCAAUACAAAGUGCUUUGCGUAAGACAUAAAAUGCAUUAAAACCAUUUGUAAAAGACAGGAAGGAAAAUUAAAUAAAUUGAAUGAAAAGGGAAUUAAAGUUGAGGUUGUAGUGCAGCUGGAGCUGCAGUGUCUUGUUGGACUGCAGCAAAAGUCAGAUGCCACAAGGUGGCAAUGUUUCUCAAAGAACAUAGAGCAUCAGUAGAAUGUUUUUGUUGCAUCCACUUCCAUGUAGUAUAUUGUGUUCUUUCAUCAUGUAAAAACUCUUGCCUUCCAAAGUUGGUUGACUGGCAGAAAAUCAACCAACCCUAAUGGUUUUACUAUUCAGCAACCUUUUCACAUCCCUUUAAAACCAGAACACUAUGCCAGAGCCCAGACUUACUGUCGGAGUGAAAGUACUUCUUAUUACUUACUUAUUAUAAUCAGUAGCUUAGUAAAAGUGAAGCACAAUAAUGCAGUCUUAUUAUUUAGAUUUUACAGUGAUUAGCCCAUGUAAAAUAAUUUAUACUGCCUUUAUUUUGUUAAUGUCUGACUUUGGAAAUAAUAAAUUCAAUCUCAACCUUU
This is a messenger RNA of Anarrhichthys ocellatus (wolf-eel), 2036 nucleotides long. RefSeq names its product methionine sulfoxide reductase Ab (gene msrab). The record is from RefSeq and is a predicted model, not a curated record. The transcript is spliced from 6 exons. Gene Ontology annotation, molecular function: peptide-methionine (S)-S-oxide reductase activity. Lineage: Eukaryota; Metazoa; Chordata; Actinopteri; Perciformes; Anarhichadidae. Gene Ontology annotation, biological process: cellular response to oxidative stress. The coding region runs from base 68 to 946 and encodes 292 amino acids. Gene Ontology annotation, cellular component: cytoplasm.